Hippocampus comes (tiger tail seahorse) is the source of this 619-nucleotide messenger RNA. RefSeq names its product T-cell leukemia translocation-altered gene protein homolog. Bases 153 to 458 code for a protein of 101 amino acids. The transcript has 3 exons. The record is from RefSeq and is a predicted model, not a curated record. Gene Ontology annotation, biological process: osteoclast fusion. NCBI's taxonomy places the organism in Eukaryota, Metazoa, Chordata, Actinopteri, Syngnathiformes, Syngnathidae.
CGUCACUUAGUAUCCCUCAACACACUUCCGUAGCCACCGUAGCCUGCUUCGCUCCGGCGAGCUAGAGGCGUUUGUUGUUCUACCGAUCGAGCGAUGUUCGACAAAUGUACUUGUCUAUUUACACGACAAACGCUGGGAAGUAACCGGGCAUUAUGGAGGAGCCUUGGGACUUUGAAUUUCUGUCCCGUAUCGCCGACGGCUGCUUGUCGUUUCUUUCCGAAUUCGUGGAGGACUGGCUCGCCAACGACUUGAGAGUCUCCAUAUUCAAAAUCCUCCUCACCUGGUUGAUUUUCAGUCUCCUGGCUAUUCACUUUGCUUGGAAGGUUUACGGCAACACGGUGAACGACAUGUAUUAUCGCCAAGGUAGCGGCCAGAACGGGGGGACACCUGACACAACAGCUGGCCUGGGGAGCUGGGGGAGCACAUCGGGGGAACCAUUCAAAUCUCAUCGGGAUUAGCCAGACGUCUGAAACUCCCAGAGACAGUGAAUGCACCUUCAAAUUCUGACUAUUAAGGGUUUGUCGUCAGUUUUUAUAAACUGUACAUGCUCCUAGAACACGAUUGUAAAUACAAAAUUGAUUCUAAAUAUUGUGUCUGAUUAUUAAACAAGAUGCCUGGA